AUGUCCACAGCUGGUAGUAGAGACCCUCUUGUUCUUGGAGGUGUAAUUGGUGAUGUAUUGGAUGUCUUUCAAACUUGUAUUCCUUUAAGAGUUUCUUACAAUAAUAAAGAUGUUUCCAAUGGUUGUGAAUUCAAACCUUCUCAAGUUAUCACUCAACCAAGGGUUAGUGUUGGUGGUGAUGAUCUUAGAAACUUCUAUACUCUGAUCAUGGUGGAUCCAGAUGCACCUAGCCCUAGUAAUCCAAAUUUGAGGGAGUAUCUUCAUUGGUUGGUGACUGAUAUUCCUGCAACUACUGGGCCUACUUUUGGGCACGAAGUAGUACCUUAUGAGAGUCCGCGACCGUUGAUGGGGAUUCAUCGGAUCAUCUUUGCAAUUUUUCGUCAACUUGGUCGAGAGACGGUGUAUGCUCCGGGAUGGCGACAGAAUUUCAACACAAAGGAAUUUGCAGAACUUUACAAUUUGGGAUUGCCAGCUGCUGCUGUUUAUUUUAACAUUCAAAGAGAAGCUGGCUCUGGUGGAAGAAGGUUAUGCUGA
Messenger RNA from Vicia villosa (hairy vetch), 534 nucleotides. Its product is annotated as protein HEADING DATE 3A-like. The transcript is spliced from 4 exons. Bases 1 to 534 code for a protein of 177 amino acids. Lineage: Eukaryota; Viridiplantae; Streptophyta; Magnoliopsida; Fabales; Fabaceae. The record is from RefSeq and is a predicted model, not a curated record.